Molecule: messenger RNA, 1075 nt
Organism: Xenopus tropicalis (tropical clawed frog)
Lineage: Eukaryota; Metazoa; Chordata; Amphibia; Anura; Pipidae
Gene: or5du1
Product: olfactory receptor family 5 subfamily DU member 1
Exons: 1
Coding region: 119-1057 (312 amino acids)
Biological process (GO): detection of chemical stimulus involved in sensory perception of smell; G protein-coupled receptor signaling pathway; signal transduction
Cellular component (GO): plasma membrane; membrane
Molecular function (GO): G protein-coupled receptor activity; olfactory receptor activity
Source: RefSeq, a predicted model, not a curated record
GUACAAAAGGAACAAGGUUUGAGAUAACUGUUUAUAAUAAGGUAGCACAAUUUAGAAUAUUUCCAUUGCUUUAUAUAACCCUACUCUAAGUCAGGACCAUCUUCUCUCUUCUUCACAGAUGGACAAGGACAAUGCUACCACAAUGAAUUAUUUUCUUUUAUCUGGACUUUCAGAAAUGAGUGAGAUUCAGCAUUUGCUUUUCUUUAUGUUUCUAAUUAUUUACAUCAUUUCUAUUCUUGGCAAUGCGUCCAUCAUAUUUGCCUAUAAAUGUAGUUCAGAGCUGCAGACUCCGAUGUACUUUUGCCUUAUUAACUUUUCCUUUGUAGAAAUGUGCUAUGUUUCCACGACUGUUCCCAACUUGCUGUUGCAGCUUAUAACUGGACACAAGAGAAUUUCUUUUUACGGUUGUGCUACGCAAAUGUACUGUUUCUCAUUUUUCGGUGUUACGGAAUGCUUUAUUCUUGCAGCCAUGGCUUACGAUCGCUAUAAUGCUAUAUGUAAUCCCCUGUUAUACAAUAUCAUUAUGAACAAAAGAACUUGCAUUAUCUUCAUAGCAGGAUCAUGGCUCAUUGCCUCAAUCAACUCUUUAAUUCACACAGUCCUUACAUUUAUGCUGCCCUUCUGUGGUUCUAACGCCAUUGAUAGCUUCUUUUGUGACAUGCCGCCUUUGCUGAAGCUGGCGUGUACAGACACCUUGGUCAACCAAAUUACCAUUUUUGUAACUGGUGGCUGCAUUAUUGCUGGUCCGUUUAUACUCACAGUGAUCUCUUACAUACAGAUUAUCUCAACUAUUGUAAGUAUUCGCUUAACUUCAAAGAAAAAGAAAGCAUUUUCUACCUGCACCUCUCAUAUAACAGCUGUGGUUAUAUUUUAUGUGCCUAGUAUUUGUAUUUACUUUAGACCCAAAUCAAACCAAGCAAUGAUUCAGGACAAGAUGGCUACAGUUAUUUAUGCUGUCAUUACACCCCUAUUAAACCCUUUUAUUUAUAGUCUAAGAAACAAUGAUGUAAAAGUUGCUCUCAAAAAAAUGGUGCACAAAUUGUCUGUACAGUUCUGAGUGUAAAGUUUUUGUAGG